Molecule: messenger RNA, 4187 nt
Organism: Scophthalmus maximus (turbot)
Lineage: Eukaryota; Metazoa; Chordata; Actinopteri; Pleuronectiformes; Scophthalmidae
Product: copine-1
Exons: 3
Coding region: 216-2915 (899 amino acids)
Biological process (GO): regulation of RNA splicing; cellular response to calcium ion; regulation of canonical NF-kappaB signal transduction
Cellular component (GO): ribonucleoprotein complex; nucleoplasm; plasma membrane
Molecular function (GO): RNA binding; calcium-dependent phospholipid binding
Source: RefSeq, a predicted model, not a curated record
CCGACAUUUCGUGUGGUCGCUGCAGCCUGCGGAGAGACGAGAGCGAGAGCAGGAGAAAAAAAGCGACGACCGCGUUCACGAACCGAACCUCAGUGUGUUUGUGAACAAAAAAAUCUCGGUUUCAGUGUCCUACAGAAAUCAACAGUCUGGUAUACAGUGAAACUAUUCACACAGCUUAGUUGCAUUGGUUAUAGGGCUGUUGUUUAGCAGUCAGUAUGGCGGUAGUCAUCAGGCUGCAGGGUCUGCCCAUAGUGGCUGGCACCAUGGACAUCAGACACUUCUUCUCUGGCCUCACCAUCCCUGACGGGGGAGUGCACAUCGUGGGGGGUGAGCAUGGCGAGGCCUUCAUUGUCUUUGCCACUGACGAGGAUGCGCGGCUGGGGAUGAUGCGUACAGGCGGGUCCAUUAAGACCUCCAAAGUGUCACUGUUGCUGAGCAGUAAGACAGAAAUGCAGAACAUGAUUGAACUCAGUCGCCGCAGGUUUGAGGCUGGAGCAGGUGCUGUCGAAACAGCUGCACCUACAGCAGGAAAUGCCAAUCGGCAAGCAACACCUAUAAGCACAGUGCAGCCAGGGGCAGGGGGAAGAAGUGGUAGUCAUGGACACCAGGGUUUCAGUAACACCUCAGCCUCAGUAACAGCAGCAAGUUCAACUCAGGAGCAAUCGAGCCACAAAGUAGCAGCCAGCUUGGCUAGUGUAGUGCCCUGCUUCCCCAACAGCUACAGCUCCACACCCACAAUCACCACAGCCCUGGCAUCACUCAAUGCAGGACCCCCACCCAUCCCUCCACUUCCCAGCAUGCCUUCUAUGCCGCCCAUGCCCACACUACCCAACAUUCCAGUGCCCCCUCCAGUGUCCUCCCUCCCCCCUGUCCCUACUCUCUCCCCCCUGUCCCAAGGACCUCCUGUGCCUCCUAUGUCCCACCUUGCCCACAUGACUUCCCUGCCUCCCUUCAACCCCUCCCUUCCUCCCCCAGCAGGACUUGGCCCCGGCCUCCCUCUUGGAAACCCCAACCCAAUGCUGUUUAAUCCUCUCUCUCCUCUGGCCUCUCUUGGCCUUCAGGCUCAUAUGAAGGCUGCCGCUGCCGCAGCCACUGGAGCAUUAGCAGCCAAUCCCGAUGAGCUGUUUGUCCUGCUGCAGAAUCUCCCGUUCACCUGCUCAGAGGUGGAGGUCAGGGAAUUUUUCCGUGGGUUGGCUGUGGAUGGGGUUCGCCUCGUGAGAGAUGGGCAUGGUCGGCCAACUGGCAGGGCUAUGGUCAAGUUCUACUCACCACAGGACAGCUAUGAAGCUGUGAAGCGAGGUGGUGGUAUGAUGGGCCAAAGGUUCAUUGAGAUCACCCCAUCUUCGGAAAGGCAGUGGGCCAGCCUCAAUGACGGUGUGAUAGGCCAUGCUCCUCACAAUAGCAGCAAAUUGGAUAACAAUGACUUGCAGGACCAGCUGCACCGUCGUGGUAAUGCUGCAUCUGGAGGCAGAGAUCAGCGAGGAAGGUCACGAUCUCCCCACCGGCAGGAAUUCUGUGUCUACCUAAAGGGCCUUCCAUAUGAGGCCGACAAGAAGCAGAUAAAGGAGUUCUUUAAGAACUUGUCCAUCUUGGAGGACAGCGUCUACAUCGCCUAUGGACCCAAUGGGCGAGCCACAGGGGAGGGCUUUCUUGAGUUCAGAACAGAACAGGACCACAAGACUGCUCUGGGUGCUCACAUGCAGUACAUGGGCACCCGCUUCAUCCAGGUCCAGCCAAUCAGUCGUAAGGGAAUGAUUGAAAAAAUUGAUUCGAUACGCAAACGUGAAGCAACACAGGGUGAUGGCAAGAGCCAGGAUGGCUUGAAAGCUCCCAGGAACUGCGCCCACAUCACCAACAUUCCUUAUAACAUCUCCAAGAAGGAUGUGCGUGCCUUCCUAGAGAAUGUGGGCCUUUAUGAGGACACCCUGAAGGUUCUGACAGAUAACCAUGGCAAUGGUUUAGGACAGGCUAUCUUCCAGCUGCGGACUGAAGAAGACGCCCGUAAAGCUGAAAGACUGCACCGUCAAAAACUCAAUGGUCGCGAUGCCUUUGUCCACCUGGUGACCUUUGAUCAGAUGAAAGAAAUUGAGAGGAAUCCUCCUCCUCAGAACAAGAGGGGCCAGCGCAACCAGAACCAGCAGAACCAAAAUCAGAGUCAGCACCAGCAAACCCAGCCCAGUCCCCAGCAGCCCCAGAUCAAUCCAUUUGCUGGAAUUAGUGGGGAGGAGUUUAACUUUCUCAGAAACACUAUGGGGAACCUCAACAGUGCCCCCUUUGUGACUCCAUUCUCAGCCCCAGGGAAUGGACUGGUAGGCCCUCCUCCUAUGCCUCCUCUGGCAGCAGGGCUGGGAGACGUGAAUCUGGGCGUGGCUCCUCCACUAGUUGCCGGUCUUCCUGGAUCUGCAAUCCUGGAGCCACCAGGCUUUCGAUCUGGAGCUGGGGGAGGAGCUCCAUUCAGUCAGGAUGGGUUAAGAGGCUUAGUGCCCUUUGAUAGUGCCAACAGAAAAGCAGGUGGAGGAGGGCAGAACCGAGGGGGAGGGGCAAACAGCAGCCAAGGACGUCCAGGUGGCGGGGCUACUGGUGGACAGCAGGUGUUCGCUGUAGCAACUGACGGCCUCCGUAACCAGCCACCCCCCGGCGGAUCCAACAAUCCCAAUAGUCAACGUGGUGCUGGUGGCCCGACAAUUGUAAAACUUCAGAACAUGCCAUUCACUGUAACCGUGGACGAGAUCAUGGACUUCUUCUAUGGCUAUCAGGUGUUGCAGGGUUCAGUCUGCCUGCAGUUCAAUGAGAAAGGCCUGCCAACUGGCGAGGCCAUGGUGGCCUUCCAGAACCACGAGGAGGCUGCUGCCGCUGUCAUGGACCUCAAUGACCGACCUAUUGGCGCUCGUAAGGUCAAGAUAAGCCUGGGUUAAAGUCCCACUCAAAACAGACUAACUGUAGAUAAAACAUGUAACCUGGAUCACCAAUCUGGGUGAAAGCAAACCAUACCUGUUUCUGGACUUAAAACUCAUCUUUCAACUGUUACUCAAUUUAGAUCUUAACCUGUCUGCUGACUGUCAGUUAUUACUUAAGUGCACCCUCCCCAUCCUCAUGUGAUGAUAAUGGAAGGUAAGCCCCGUCCCCUGCAGUCUGUUCAGUAGGAAGCCCCCCUCUCUUGCUUCUUUUCUGCAGCUCCUCCACUGACUCUCAUGGCACAAUCAUGAUGAUGAUAGCAGGUUUUUUGGUCUUAACCUUCUUUCUAGCGUUUGGUCAAAUUGUGUCCAGAGUUGACAAACUGAACGCACUCACCUGUUGUGUUGCUAUGGUAUCAUGUUGAUUACAAUGAGCCAUUCUUGCUUUUCCGCUUUAAUAUGCUGUGUGCUGCUGUGGUUUAAAAUUGACAUGCUUUGUUGCUAUGGUAGAAUAUUAACAUGCUCUGUUGCCAUGGUAAAAAAAAAAUUAUAAUGCAAAGCCACAGUACAACACCGUGAUAAAAUGUCAAUGCUCUGUUGCUAUGGUAAAAUCUUUACAUGCUCUGUUGCCAUGGUAAAACCUGUCGCUUUGGUAAAACAUGCUGUAGAUGAAACCACACAAAGAAAUGUCGGUGCACUGUUGCUGUGGUAAAGUCUUUGCAUUCUCUUCUGCUGUGAUAACAUUUUGGUGUAAAGCUAUGUUGCGGUGAUCAAAUGAUUGUGCUGUUGCUCUGGUGAAAUGUUGACAAGCCCUGUUGCUAUGGUAGAAAUUAUACUUUCAGCAAUCUCUGUUUCCAUUGUAAAAGCCUGACACCCUGUUGCUGUAGUAACAUGAAGCUACAUUUCCGUUGUGCAGUGCUCCGUGAAUGUGGGAAUGACAGAUUGCUUACUCACGUUUUAUUUUGUAAAUAAUAACCGGGGGCUGCCGAAUCCUUUUCCUUUGUCACAUUUUUCUGAUGUUGCUUGUGUUUCAAUAAUGCCACCACCCUUUCCACAGCACAUGCGCAGUAGGUGUUUGGACUGUAGAGUGUUGAGAUGAGGUCUAGCAUUUUUAGUUUGGUAGCUUUUUGUUGUAUGUGUGUUUGAUAAUGUUUUGGAUGUUUCCACUUUAAAGCUCAUUUUUUUGUUUCUACUGUCAGUGUGAACAAAUGUGUAUGAUCAUAUAACCAUACAUGAUGUGGAAUCGUCUUUGCUUUGGUUAAUAAAAGGACAUUCCUGAUGCACUAAUGCCCA